ACUCAUAGUCUGUGCAGACACACACAGUUACACAACAGAGGAACAGCAGUGUGUGUAGCUUGUGGAGUGCGUGUGUGUUCUGUGUCGCCAACUCUACUGAGCACUGCGAACAGGUCUGUCAACAUGUGGAUCGAACGUCCACAGAACCGGCAGGUUCACCCUGCUCCAGAAGCUAAGUGCUAGGCAUGGUGGGAAAAGCUACAUCCAACACAAGCAGGCAAAACCUGGUGACCUUUGAACCCUCUGACAUCACAGCUGACGAGCCAGACGCACGAGCCAGAAGCAAGAUGGCCGACGUGGUUGAGAGCCUGGACACCCGAGAACUGGACCUGGGAGAGGGGGAGGAGACUGACUUUGAUGCUGCACACCAUAUAGGGGACUGUCGUAUCCCCUUCUCUGCUGUGUAUGAGACGGUGGGCUUUAAGGAGGCCAGCGCCCGGAUCUACCUGCCCACCCUGCCCAUCACAGCCAGGAUCCUGGAGGUGGAGAGGUUCACCGCUAACCAGGACCGCUUCAACAUCUCCCAAAACAGGAGCGUCAACAAGUCUCUCCCUGCGGUGUUCCGGAUAGAGCUCAGACAUGGAGAGUUCUCCUGGGUGGUGAAGAGGAAGGAGAAGCACUUCCUGGAGCUGCACAGAGAGCUGCUCCGCUACAAGACCUUGAUGAGGAUCCCUCUGCCCUCGCGCAGUCACACAGUGAGGAGGAAGAGUGUGAGGAAGAGCGAGGUGAGGGAGAUGCCCUCUUUGCCCCGGGGUAACGGAGAUGAGCUGGCACAGGAUGAGCAGGUCUCCAGCAGGAGGAGACAAUUGGAGGACUACCUAAACAAGUUGCUGAGAAUGGCCAUGUACAGGAAAUACCAUCACACUAUGGAGUUCAUAGACAUCAGCCAAAUGUCCUUCAUCCACGACCUUGGUCCUAAAGGCCUGGAGGGGAUGAUUUACAAACGGUCUGGAGGACACCGCAUCCCCGGCAUGAACUGCUGCGGUCACAAUGAAGUCUGCUACCGCUGGUCCAAACGUUGGCUGGUGGUGAAGGAUUCCUUCCUGCUCUACAUGAAGCCAGACACCGGGGCCAUCUCCUUCGUCCUGCUGGUGGACAAGGAGUUCCGAAUCAAGAUGGACUCCAAAGACACAGAGACCAAACACGGCGUGCGCAUAGACUGUCUCUCUAGGACCCUGGUGCUGAAGUGCAGCAGCUACAGACAUGCGCGCUGGUGGGGCCAGGCCAUAGAGGACUUUGUGAGGAGACAUGGGAAGGCCUUCCUCACCGAUCAUCGCUUCGGCUCUUUCGCCCAGCAAGAGGAGAACAUCCCAGCAAAGUGGUACGUGAAUGGGAAGACUUAUAUGGAGGACGUGGCAGAUGCUCUCGAGGAGGCGAAAGAAGAAAUUUUCAUCACAGACUGGUGGCUGAGUCCUGAGAUCUUUCUGAAGAGGCCUGUCGUUGAGGGCAACCGCUGGAGGUUGGACUGCACCCUGAAACGUAAAGCACAACAAGGCGUCCGAGUGUUUGUGAUGCUGUACAAGGAGGUGGAGCUAGCACUGGGCAUUAACAGUGAAUACAGCAAGAGGACUCUGAUGCACCUGCACCCCAACAUCAAGGUGAUGCGCCACCCAGACCACGUCUCGUCCUCUGUCUACCUUUGGGCGCAUCACGAGAAGAUCAUUGUCAUCGACCAAUCAGUGGCCUUCGUGGGCGGGAUUGACCUGGCGUAUGGUCGCUGGGAUGACAGAGAACACCGCCUGACAGACGUGGGGAGCGUGACGCGCUCCGUUGCUAUGGAGCAGGCUGCCAACGCAAACACUCCAGCCAGUAGGGGGGUGUCCUCGAAUGACUGUGUUACCCAUAGCAACGGGAGAGGUGGGGCGCCAUUGAUAGAGAAAGCGGAGCUGCCAAAGCUGAAGGGAAUUGGUCGAACCAGGAAGACUCGUUUCAGCCUGUACAAGCACCUGCACAAACACACCCUCCAUCACUCUGAUAGUAUCAGCAGCAUCGACAGUACAGGUAGUGGUUCUGUGAAGAGCAUCAGCUUGCAGACUGGGGUGGGAGAACUCCUGGGCAACACUCGUUUCUGGCACGGCAAGGACUACUCCAACCUUAUCUACAAGGACUGGAUUCAGCUGGAAAAACCUUUCGAUGACUUCAUAGACAGGUACACCACUCCCAGAAUGCCCUGGCAUGACAUUGCCUCAGUGGUUCAUGGGAAAGCAGCCAGAGACGUGGCCCGACACUUCAUCCAGCGCUGGAACUUUACCAAAAUAAUGAAGCCCAAGUACCGGUCUCUUUACUAUCCCUUCCUACUCCCCAAGUCUCACACCAGUGCAAACCAGCUGCACUACCAGGUCACUGACUGUGUCAAUACCAAAGUGCAGGUCCUGAGGUCGGCAGCAGACUGGUCAGCAGGUAUAAAGCACCAUGAAGACUCCAUCCACCAGGCCUACAUCCAGACCAUCGCCAGGAGCAAGCACUACAUCUACAUAGAGAACCAGUUCUUCAUUAGCUGUGCAGACAACAAGAUGGUGUACAACCGAAUCGGAGACGCCAUCAUCGAGAGGAUCAUCCGAGCACACAAGGAGGGGAAAAAGUUCUGUGUGUACGUGGUGACCCCCCUGCUGCCUGGCUUCGAGGGUGACAUCACCACCGGAGGGGGGAACGCCAUUCAGGCCGUCAUGCAUUUCAACUACAGAACCAUGAUCAGAGGGGAAUUCUCCAUCAUCUCCCAGCUGAAGAAGGAGAUGGACGACCAGUGGAUGAACUACAUCUCCUUUGCUGGUAUGAGGACCCAUGCAGAGCUGGAGGGAAGCCUGAUCACUGAGCUCAUCUACAUCCACAGCAAGUUGCUCAUCGCCGAUGACAACACCGUCAUCAUCGGUUCUGCCAACAUCAAUGACCGGAGCAUGCUGGGGAAGCGUGACAGUGAGGUGGCAGUGAUUGUGGAGGACUCUGAAAUGGUUCCCUCCAUUAUGGAUGGUGAGGUGUACCAGGCCGGACGAUACGCACUGCAGCUACGCCUCGAGUGCUUCAGGAAUAUCCUGGGUGGACACACUGACUCCAGUAUAGACGUGUCAGAUCCCAUCAGUGAACGUUUCUACAAGGAUGUGUGGAUGACCACAGCUGGACGCAACGCCACAAUCUAUGAGAAGGUGUUCCGCUGUCUUCCCACCUCCCUGGUGCGUAACAUGGCGGAGCUAGAGCAGUACCAGUCCAAGCCCGGUCUGGCCCAGUCCGAUCCGGGAAGGGCCCAGGAGGAGCUGCGCAGGAUUCGGGGCUUCCUGGUCCAGUUCCCUCUGGAUUUCCUGUCCGAGGAGAACCUCAUGCCCUCGGUUGGAACCAAGGAGGCCAUGGUCCCCACGGAGCUCUGGACUUAAGAGCUAUAGAACCAGGGACAGGGCCACAACCAGUACUAGCAACACAUGUGGAACUAGAACCAAGAAUUGGUACUAAAACCAGCACUAGGACUGAAACUACAUCCAGGAUCAUGACCAGUACAGUAACCAAAACCUGCGUUCUCUAUCUGGACCUGUCCUGUAGGACUAGACAUGGUCUAAAUGUUUCUGGCAUUAGGAGGACUUGAACUGAUCUCUGGACCUAUAAACUGGAGCUGGAGAGAAGGGACUGAGAGCCAUUCUUGGGUUAUCUCCGGAGCUGGGCCUGUCAGUGUGUGUACUGUGAUCACGUCUGUUUUCCGGUCACUAGGCCUGUUGCUUUCUGUUGUAGAGUCUGUUGCCUCUCGCACUACAUGCACAGCACGUAAUGACACACACAAUCACCUACAUGCUUCCUGUAGAGGCUGUAUUUGCUGUUAAGAUCUUCUGAAAUUACAUUCAUUUUUGAAACAAGAAUGUGAAAUGUAAAUUUUCACGUGUCUUCAAUGCGCCAACGCGUUUUCUUGAAGCUAACUUUUAACUGGGGAACCAGUUUUUUCCUGAAAGAUAAUAUUGUAUUAUCUGUACCGGCUGUGUUUAGUAAGCUCCCACUGUGUAGCUAUAACUAACUAUCUUACUAACAUGGCUGAUAUGACGCAUGAGUCAAUCACAGGUCUGAGAACAGUUCAUAGAAUCACAGGGAGGCAGUGGAAUGGUGUUUCACUCUCCGGUUAACAGAGGAUUGGGAGUGACAGUUGCUGUUCAAAUGCUGCCUGUCUGUAUAAAAGAAGAUGACGCCAGUGUCUUCUGAAGAUGAACAUAGAGAAAGAAGGCAUGACAUAAAGAGACAGAUGUGUGAAAAAAGAAUGAGAGGAAGACAUAGCUGAGACAGAAAGGGUAAGGUGAUCUUUCUGUGGAGGGAGUGACAUUUUCCUGAACAAUGGGUCACUCUCGUGUCAUUCCUCCUUCAAGCCACCAGAGGAAGCUACCUGACAUGUCAUGUACAAUACCUCAACAAACUCAGUAGUAGAGGCAGGAUAGCUUCCUAAACUACAGUUGUGCCUGGUCUUUAGUAUAUGUUUCCUACAGCAUCUCUGUCUCUGUUAGCCAAGCGGAUAUGGUUUGAUCCACCUCACUUAUCUGUUGAAUAGAUGGUUAGACAUGUGUUCUCUCUGUGUUUUGUCAAGAUAUAAAGUUACAGUUUUUCACAAUCGAUAAAACACAUUUCUUGAAACUGUCACCCAUUUUCUUAAAACUGUAAACACAAAACAUCUUCAAACGAAAUUUCCCAAACCUCUGACUCUUCUGGCGAAAUCAAACCCUCGCCCCUAAACUUUUUAACCUGUGCUCAAAAUCAAACAAUGCUUUCAGAUCAUAAACACAACAAAUCAAUAUAUAAACACUACGGAGCAAUCAUUAGACACAACACAAAAAAAAAUGGAGAACACAGCAUCCAGGGCAUGUAGUUACACGUAAAGAAAAAUGUGUUUAUGUAUACACCUUAACUGCCUUUAGCAAUAAAGAAAAUAUUACAGUAACCAUCACAACUUACAGUAGUAAUGUCAACAAAGAACAAACAAAAACGUGGGAAAGACCCUUUGGUGUGCCGGAUGUAGUUUGUUUCACAGAUGACAACUGUGUUGUAGUUGUGUUUACUGUUUGCCGCCUGUGUUUACCAUUUUGCAGUACAAGUGCAUCACAGUGCAAAAUGUUUUUAGUGAAUGAGAAUGUGUUUAGAGUUUUGCCAAAAGAGUGUCUGAUUUGACAAAUGGGUUUAGGCCACUGAACAUUCGAUUCAGAGAAUGGGGUUUAGUGUUUUAGCAAUUGUGAAAAACUGUAAAGUGCCGGUGUUUUCUGCAAUGAAGCAGUGAAACAACCACAGACUUGCUGACGCUGCCGCCUGUGGCCUGUACACGCCGUUUCUCUGUAUUCAUCUUGUCUUUUUUGCACAGUUCCUUUCUGCAUUCAACUGUGUUUAUAUCUGUUUGUACCGCACGCUGUUGCCUGAAUAAACAUGGGAGUGUUAUGGUA
Osmerus eperlanus (European smelt) is the source of this 5393-nucleotide messenger RNA. It is a transcript of the gene pld1a, whose product is annotated as phospholipase D1a. NCBI's taxonomy places the organism in Eukaryota, Metazoa, Chordata, Actinopteri, Osmeriformes, Osmeridae. Gene Ontology annotation, molecular function: D-type glycerophospholipase activity; phosphatidylinositol binding. Bases 186 to 3365 code for a protein of 1059 amino acids. Gene Ontology annotation, cellular component: plasma membrane region; intracellular membrane-bounded organelle. Gene Ontology annotation, biological process: intracellular signal transduction; phosphatidic acid biosynthetic process; regulation of vesicle-mediated transport. The transcript is spliced from 26 exons. The record is from RefSeq and is a predicted model, not a curated record.